AGCCCGCUCUCCUCUCCUGCCUAAUACUACUACUCCAGUCGCAAGCGCCCGCCUCCGCGGGCGCAGCGCCGCCUCCUCCUGCCCACUGUGCGAAGGUGACGGAGGCGAUGUUGACCUGCAUGACCCACCUGGCGGCGGCGGCGGCGUCCGGGUACGCCUCUUCCCCACAGCCCCUCCUCGUUGACGAUUGCUGCGCGGCAUUCUCCGCCGAGAUCGGAGGCGAAAACGCCUCUUGUCUCUGCCAACUGAUGCUCGAGAGCGCGGUCGCCGGAUCUCCUAUCAGUGCCUCCCGCCUCCUCUUUCUCGCCUCCUCCUGCUGGAAAUCGGCCAACGCCCCCGAUGCCUCUCCCUUCGACCAGAUCUGCCGAGGUACUGAUGUUGUUGCCACCAUUGUCACAGCCACCACGUUGCCUCCACCGCCCGUUCCUCGAAACGGGAGUGGUGGCCUUCGCCAUCCAGUUGCAACAGGCACUCCACCCGCCAAUGCGGUCCGGCCGCCGCUUCCGCCUCCAAGGCGACCAGUUGCAGGACCUCCUCUUCCUGCCACCGUGGUCCCCUCGCCGCCACCGCCGCCAGCACUGGUGUUGUCCACCCCGCCAAUCCCCAGAGCGCCACCCACGCCACCAUUAGAGCAAAGCAAUGGCAAUGGCACAAAGGUGCUGAUCAUCGCUCAAUCCUUCUUAUGCCUGCUCUUACUCCACCUUCUUAUCAUCUAAUCUGAUUGGUAGCUAUAGCGGGGCCAACCCACGGUUAUGAGACAAUUAGUAGUGACGUAGUCAGAAAGGAUACUGUUCCCUGUAGGUCGAGCAGUCUUGCUUGCUUGAUCCCGUCGGCUGUUGUCGCACAAUAUUAGACUGCAUGA
This is a messenger RNA of Musa acuminata subsp. malaccensis (wild Malaysian banana), 862 nucleotides long. Its product is annotated as actin-binding protein wsp1-like. The record is from RefSeq and is a predicted model, not a curated record. NCBI's taxonomy places the organism in Eukaryota, Viridiplantae, Streptophyta, Magnoliopsida, Zingiberales, Musaceae.